Dioscorea cayenensis subsp. rotundata (Guinea yam) is the source of this 1296-nucleotide messenger RNA. RefSeq names its product homocysteine S-methyltransferase 1. Gene Ontology annotation, biological process: S-methylmethionine cycle. Bases 179 to 1153 code for a protein of 324 amino acids. Gene Ontology annotation, molecular function: zinc ion binding; S-adenosylmethionine-homocysteine S-methyltransferase activity. The transcript has 7 exons. The record is from RefSeq and is a predicted model, not a curated record. Lineage: Eukaryota; Viridiplantae; Streptophyta; Magnoliopsida; Dioscoreales; Dioscoreaceae.
UUAGAAGACAAGCCCGGAAGACAAAGACAACUCAACAUCAUGUUGAACCUGCACACAUUUGACGGCCAGAUUCAGACGAAACAACAAAAUCGGUCCACAUUCAUCUCACCAACAUCGGUCUUGUUAGGUUCCUCCUUUUUCGUCUUCCUUCGCGCAUGCUCUAAAGGUGUUUGAUGAUAUGAGUCUGAGAAGGAGCACCGUCGAGGAGCUCAUAGAGAGGGCUGGUGGUUGCUUGGUCAUUGAUGGUGGUCUUGCUACCCAGCUCGAGGCCUUUGGCGCCGACAUCCUUGACCCGCUCUGGAGCGCGCGCUGCCUCAUCUCUGACCCUGACCUUAUCAAACAGGUUCAUCUACAGUAUCUUGAGGCCGGCGCCGAUAUAUUAAUAACUUCUUCCUAUCAGGCGACCAUUCCUGGAUUUUUAGCCAAAGGUCUUUCUAUUGAAGAAAGUGAGCUUUUACUUCAGAGAAGUGUAAAAUUAGCCCAAGAGGCCCGAGAUAAUUUCUGGAAUGUUGUGCGAGGGAAUUCCAUGAUUACAGAUAGCUGUCCACUGGUUGCAGCUUCAAUUGGAAGUUAUGGAGCUUAUCUUGCAGAUGGGUCUGAAUAUAGUGGUAUUUAUGGGGAUGUGAAUCUGGAGAAACUGAAAGACUUUCAUCGACGUCGGGUGCAAGUUCUGGUAGAUGCUGAUCCGGAUAUACUUGCCUUUGAGACCAUUCCCAAUAAGCUUGAAGCCAAGGCCAUAGCAGAGCUACUGGAUGAAGAAAAUAUCCAAAUUCCUUCUUGGAUUUGCUUUAGCUCUGUUGACGGUGAGCGUGCACCUUCUGGAGAGAGCUUCAAAGAUUGCCUUGACAUAUUAAAUAAGAGUGAGAAAGUCAGCAUUGUUGGAAUAAAUUGUUCUUCACCUUUCUUCAUAGAGAGACUCAUCAUUGAAUUUAAGAAACUAACAAGGAAACCAAUAGCUGUUUAUCCAAACAGUGGUGAAGUAUGGGAUGGUAGAGCUAAGAGAUGGCUGCCAUCUGAAUGCUUGGGGCAUGAGAAGUUUGAGGAUCUUGCAAAGAAAUGGAAAGAAGCUGGUGCUAGGCUAAUAGGAGGGUGUUGCCGAACCAACCCUGCAACCAUCCAAGCAAUAUCCAGUGUAUUGAAACCCAGAACAUGAAGCAUGUUAAAGGAGAUUGUUUACUUAGUUUAGUACUAAUGUUGUCUUGCUUUUUGUUGUUUCUACGUGGUUGGUAGAUGACUACUACCCAUUUUUAUGGGCUUUGAUACUUCUUCCAAUGCUCUUUGUUGUUGUCCUCGGCC